UUUUUUUUUCUCUCAAUUCAUUAUUAUACUAUUCUAUUAAUAUAAAAUAAACAUCAUGUCGAUUUCUCAACGCUUAUUUACUGACGCUUUACGUGAUAUGCAACGUGCUAUGACAGUCUUUGAACAGCCAUUCUUUAGUGCUACACCUCGUCAUUCCUUAUUAGGAGGCACAUUCUUCCAUGAUAAUAAUGGUUCUGAAUUUGGAAAUCAAAUAUUAACUUCUUCUUAUCCUGCUACAGAUAUGAUUGAAACUCCUGAACAUUAUGAAUUACAUGCUGAAUUACCUGGUUAUGAUAAGAGUAAUAUCAAGAUAGAAUUGGCCGACAACCAUACAUUAGUUUUGAGUGGAUCUAUUAAAAAACAACUUGAAAGUAAGUCUGUUGAACCUGAUACAGACACUGAUAUUGAAAAUCAAUCUGAUAAAGAAAAGAAGCAGUUAGCAACCACACAAACAAGAGAUAAUCAAGUUAACAUCUUCAAUGAAGAAGGACGACAAUGGUGGGUUAAAGAGCGUAUAUCCGGCUCAUUUACAAGAUCUUUUUCUUUUCCUUCGCCAAUCAAAGCUGAUAAUAUAAAAGCUUCAUAUGAAAAUGGCAUACUCAAAGUUAUUGUUCCAAAAACUAUUGAAAAUAAUCCCAAAAUAAUUAAUAUCGAAUAGGUUCCCUUUUUUUUUUCUUUUGCUUACAACUGUAUAUUCAAUUCAUAAUAAAUAAAUAAAUAAAUAAA
Cokeromyces recurvatus is the source of this 726-nucleotide messenger RNA. RefSeq names its product HSP20-like chaperone. The coding region runs from base 56 to 658 and encodes 200 amino acids. The transcript has a single exon. The record is from RefSeq and is a predicted model, not a curated record. Gene Ontology annotation, biological process: protein folding; response to hydrogen peroxide; response to heat. Lineage: Eukaryota; Fungi; Mucoromycota; Mucoromycetes; Mucorales; Mucoraceae.